AUGGUACGCAUCGCCGCCGGGUUGGCUGUGGCGGCGGCCUUGUCGAGCACGCAGAUGGCGGCAGCUCGGUCCAUCGCGCCGCACGACAAGGUCAACAGCACCACGCCCACACAACUGGUCGAGCCAAGCUCAAACGACACCGCAGACGACCACACGGGAAUGCAAGAUGUCCGAGACGCCAUCGCGCGAGCUUCAAUGAAGGCCAUCGCCGCCGGGGGCAAGAACAACAAAGGCGCGCUCGGCGACGCACCGCCUAUGCCAGGCGUCGACACCACCGCCGGCGUCACGCCCGCCCACGGGCAGGUCGUCACGCUGCCGCUGCGCAUGGACCUGCGCUGCCGCUGGAACUACAUCAGCGACCAGAAGGACGUCAAGGUGUACCGGGCGUUUAUGCGGCCGGGCCGCGACAACCCCCAGCAGAUGGACGAGUGGUGCGACGAGGUGCGGGAUAAGCUUCAGAAGCGCUGCGAGGGCGACUACGGCAAGGGCAACUUCACGUGGCACCGGUGCGCGGGGGACAGCAAGGACCUGCUCAGCUGGGGGCCCAAGGGCGCGGUGGCGACGUGGGAGAUUCCCGUCGCGGAAGGGGAGAAGCCAAAGUGCGUGCGCCAGGCGCUGGAGAAGGCGGCUGGCGGGUGGCUGGUGGACUGGAUGGGGUUCGAGGGAUGCUACCAGGCGUUUGGGUUCGAGAUCGAGUAUUGA
Messenger RNA from Purpureocillium lilacinum, 702 nucleotides. RefSeq lists its product as uncharacterized. Lineage: Eukaryota; Fungi; Ascomycota; Sordariomycetes; Hypocreales; Ophiocordycipitaceae. The record is from RefSeq and is a predicted model, not a curated record.